UUGGAAAAAUAAAACUACUACUACCUACCAAAUUACCAAAUGCCAUGGUAAUAAACUGUCAAAGCCUUAUUCAAAAUCUGAAAAUUAAUAAUAGAAUAUUUCCAAAACAAAAACAAAUGUCCACUGAAAACUCUGGCUAUUUAUCAAUUACAGACAUAUUAGUUACAACUGAAAAAGUGCCAUGUAAAUUUUUACAUGAUCUUCCUAAAAUGGGUGUGUAAAAUGAUUCUUAGACCCUUCUGCUGCUGAUGUUGACCUAAAAGCCGGCUGCAGUGUAGAAAUACCACUAUGGCUAGCCGAAUCCUUAUAUUCUAGAAGACCUCCUCUGGUUAGCGUAGAAUUGCCAAAAAUCUAUAAAGAAUCAUAUAGAGAGAUCCUAAAUGCGGAUGCGUGCGCGGUCGAUCUUCAUAAGUUAGGGCAGCAUUUCUAUGAACUUGGAUGCUAUGUAGCUAAACAUGAUAUCAAAAGCGAAGUUGCUGCUACAUUAAACAAUACAUAUCGUCAAAGGUUUAGAAUGUUAUUGGCUGCCAGUAUGUCGAGUGACUCAAUAAACACAAUGCAACCACUUUCUGCUAGUGAGAGAAUACAAGCUGCAGAUGCUUCUAAUACUGAGAGAUCAUUUUUAACCUGGUUACAAAGAGGAGACACUCCAUUGACAACAGCUAAUAUGGUUGCAAAUCACAGGAAAAGAAAGCGUGCUGAAAUGGAAAUGCUAUAGACAUUUGAACACCAACAAAAUAAUCUCUGAUUAUAGUAUAGUACUUGAUGUAGUUUUUGAUGGUUUGAAUUAAGAUGUUUUUUUUUUUAACCUUUUUUUAUUGUAGUAAAUUUUCAGAAGGUUCCUUUUCCAGAAUGCUCUCUUUACACAUUUUACAAACAAAAGCAUUUUUAAAGAACAUCUGUAAUAAACAUCAGUUAAAUUGUACUCAAUACUUUUUUACAAUUGGGAUGUUGCAUCAAUUCAAACUCAUUAAAAUUAAUGAUUAAUGAAUAGGGUUCAACAAAUUUAGCAAGGAUAUUAAAUAUCUGUUCUGAAAAGAGAAUUGAAACCUUAUAAUUUAGUAGUGGUGUGGUCACUGUCAAACAAAAAUUUGUAGCAUCUAAUGUUUCAUGAUGUUACUUCAGUUAUGUUAUGGUACUGCAAAUCUACCCCUGUGAGGAGGCAGUCUCCUCCCGGCGAUAGUCACGGCGCAACCUGAGGGGGUUGAGGCUGCGCCGCACGCCACCGUCAUUCUAGCACGCUGGCACCAGGAGAAUGGGAAGAGGUGUGUGCAGCUGCGGUCUGCGAUGCGGUUCGCGUCGUCGUUGCUAUCGUCGCCGAAUAUACUGUGGAAGAGCAACCCGGUUGGCGGUGUAUCGCGUUCCGACCCAGCAAGUUGGUUCUAACCCAGUAGGGUAUCACGGAACACCAGCGGCAUCGCCCGGGCGGCCUGGUAGGGCCGCCGUACCGCGGAGGUCGGCGUUGUUGGUCGUCGACUAUCGCCUCGACGACCCGUCGAUCGGGUAUAAGAGUGCGGGGGAGUCGUUUAGUGCGGUAGGGCCCUAAAACUCCUUGGGCCCGCGCUCUAGGGGUGGCGCCGUGUCCUCGUCGCAAAAAUAGGGAACGACUUGUCGUUGACGAGUGUUGUGGCAUCGAUGCACGGCGACGACGAGUCGUGGAAGGUGAUGCUCGACUUCUGCGAGUGCACCAUCUCGCAGAAGGAGGCGGCGAGGCGCGUGAAAGACGCACAAUCCCGCCGCCGUCGAGCGGGGGCCAGGGAGGCGGAUCUCGCCCAAGCCCUGGCCCUCUAAGUGUUUCGGGUCCCCCUCACAUGUCGGUCUGGGGACCGGCGAGGGGGGCCUAAGAAGACGACGUGCAAGCUGCUCUGCAUGCGUUUUACGCAAGAGCAUCCGGGUGAUAGAAGACCGGCUAUCCUCGAUUCACGCUGGUUCUGGUCCAGCGGGGUAUUCCGUAGGAUAGCUCACUCUAACCGGCGCCAUCUAGGCGGGCUUCGGAUAGCCUGCCGACCGAGAGGGCUGGUGGUCGUGGCGCCGACGACCGCCAGUCCGGCGUCCCGAGGGGGAGGGUGAUGGGAGAGAUGUGCUCCGCACUAAACGCUUCACUUUCCCCCCUCUGCCUCUUCAUGAGUUCUGUCUCAUGCGAGGUUUGGACGUUGGUUGUUGAGCGACAGGAGGUUUUAGUCAGUUCGACUCUGACAUGCCCCGCCCUCCAUCCCCAGUGGAGGGCGGAAGUCCGGCGAUUUCCUCCUGACGAAAAAAAACUGCUCCCAACAUCAGCAGAUCGUCAAGUUCCACAUACCCCGCGCGUCCCCUUAGGCGCGGGAACCUCGGAGGAAGUUCGCACCCAGAAAAUAAAAGGCACUGCAAAACUAACACUGACAUUGUUUUCACAAAGAGGUUCUGCAGUUUCCCAUGUCUUAAUUCUAUUUAUCCUUGGAAAAAUUGGAAUUCCUAUUUAGUUGUUGCAAGUUCAGGAUUCAAAAAAAGGACUAAAAGUUCAUGCCAAAGUAUAAUGGGAAAAACACAUUGCGUAACUCAGUAUUGAUAAAGACAGCGGUUCCAGGUGAUGGAGUUCAACAAUGCUCAUUUUGCUGAAACAAUACCUCGAAGCACUCUCCAGGUAACAUAAGGUACAAAACAUACAGUUUCUUUAACUGUGGACUUCAAGAUACAUGACAGCUGGAUUAUAGACAAUCCAAACGGCCAUGGAGUUUUUAAGAAGUCAAAUGAAAGUAGCAGAUUUAUUGGGUCUUUGGUCCAAAGAUGGAAGCAGUAGGUUGGGCGAAGCCCUAGCUGUGCUUUGCAGAGUACAAGGCUUUUUCCAGACAUUAUCUAACCUAGCUAAUCCUUUCAUUAUAACAGGGUGUAAAAGACAACUACAAAGAAAUUAAUUCUACAGCUUUAUAUUUAGCAUGUUUUGUUUUCGUUGCAAUCGCGCUUUCAAUCUUCGAAUACGUGACACAUUAAUGCCAUGCUAUUUAUAUAGUAGGUAGGUAGGUAGCUAAAGUUCAAAGAUUUGUUUGCGAGAAAUGCCAGUCUUAGGGGUGUCAAUAUUUCGUAUAUUAUUAUAAACUAUUACUAUUGCUUUAAUGUAAAUAAAAUGUAUACUUCAUACUAUACGUACAGAAAUCGUUGCAUUACAGAAUUUUAAAAUAUAAUGGAAAUAACCAUUUCUUUAUUCCACUUUGGUUUGGUUUGAGUAUACUAGUUCUUCAAUAUGAGAUCUCUGCGCCCAUUCAAAAUCAUUCAAUAAUAGAAGUGUUUUAAGUCUCGAAGUUAAAUCAAUUAGUACCCACCUAUAUACGUAAUGUAUACUUAAUUAAGACCUAAUUCCAUCACAAAUUUGCUUUGUAGAUUUAGAAUACACUCGUAUUGACGAAUUUGGUAUAUGGUGCUGGCGAAAUAGUGAACAAUUUUGGAUGGUCCAUUGUACCAACGUGUUAAUUUUCUGUAAAGUUCAAUAUUCAUACGAGACUAUCGGCUAUCUAUCUACUGAAGUGCAAGGUCAUAUUAACAGGAAACUGAUCAUUUUGAAAAUUACAUGAUCACGGAUGAAAUUUCCAGAAAGAAGCCCAGAGGAUGAAGCACGAUACGUUGAACUGACACAAUUUCGCAGCACGCUUCAUUUGAAAGUCAAUAGUGGACUCCACGCAGGCACAAUAAUUCGGUGCAAAAUGGUCUCAGAAGUUAUUUUUCGUGGCAGCAGCAGUCUCUCCGUGCGACGUCUAAACAUUUGUUCCAAGAUGAGCAGCGGUAUUCGGGUUAUGAUGUCUGUAUGCACGUGUAGCCGCUUUACGCUAUGUGUGAAGUGAGACGCUGACCUACACGAAGACCUGGGCCUCCGGAAUGCGGAAAUACAUUAAGUCAGAGUCGGAACGGUACUUCGAUAAAGCUAUGCGCGCCCUAGAUACCUACGUCCUUACGGGUCCAUUAAAUCCAAUCACCUUUGCACUUACGCCUUUAGCUCUAACACUAGGAGCAGGCUUAGGGAUCCCGGUAACCGUUCUCGUCGAACUCUACAAGUUUGACGUUCAACCUAACCCAUGCAUCAGCUCGCUGAGUUUCUCGCCAGAUCUUUUCAGCGGGUCGCGAUUCCGAUCCGAUAGGUAGUAGAUUCAUUCGCGAAGCAGCUGCUUUUGAGUUAUUAGAUCUCCUUCGGAGUCGCUCGGGCAGCUGUUAGCAAAUCCAACCCCUCCUGGCUGAGCCUUUGCUCACGCACCUGUCCUGGUGAAACCGGAAAGGCGUACGGGCCACAAGUAAUCCUUAAAACAUUAUUGUCAUGUACUGUACGAUCUGAAGUAAUUGUAACUAUUUUAAUGUUCUCAUUUAAGUGAAUUUAUGUAAUUCUUUUGAGAAUAAAGAAUAUCUUUAACCCGAAAACAUAAUAUGUGGUAUAAGUUGGGACAUGGAUUAAAAGUUUACAAUUAGAAGGAUUAGACAACCAUGUUAAUUGUUUUUGACGUCAAGACACUGAGCUCUAUAAAUGCAUUCGAUUCAAUUGCCAAACUUCAAUACGAUAUCCAAUUUGUUCACAUGUACAUUAAAAUAUAAUGGACCCUCUUAGACGUUGUCCGUUUAGACCAUUUUCCGGCCAGUCAUUCCCAAAUUUAUACCAAGAUUAUCUAAUACCUUUUUCACAAAGAAAUUCUUACCGGCCAUGGUGGAAUCAAAGUUGGCAGAAUGAUUUUGGCUCACGAAUUAUAGAAGAAAAAGAAAAGUAUAAAAUAUGCCUGGACGUCCAACAUUAUCAACCGGAAGAUAUUAGUGUCAAAGUAACAGACAGUGAAAUAAUCGUAGAAGCAAAACAUGAAGAGAGACAAGAUAAAACGGGUUUCAUUUCCAGACAAUUCAAGAGGAGGUAUGUACUACCUAAAGAUUGUCCGGCGGAUAAUGUAACUUCAACUUUGUCUUCAGAUGGUGUUCUAAGUAUUAUUGCUCCGAAAAUAUUUUUAAAAGACACAGGAAAAGUUGUACCAAUCAAAUUUUGCGGAUAUAAUCAUAUCGCCUCAAAUUUUGAUAGCAAAGUAAAAAACAAAACAGAACUUAAAAACAUACCAAAUGAAUCUGAUUCUAAAAGUGAACGUAAAGAGUUGGAACGUAUUACUGAAAAAAUAGAAUUGAAACCUACAAGUGAAGCUAAAGAAUGGGAAUUUAAGAAUGUUAAUACGGAAACAGAAUAUAAAACUAAUGUAGAAAUUAAUGAUCCUAAAUUUUUCCGAGAUUUACAACCUAGAAGUGAAUUUGGUGUGACACAAAAAGAUAUCGAUGAAGCAAUUAAAGAAGCUAAUGAACUUAUAAAUCGCAACAAGGCAGAAAUCUCCGAACAUAGUCGUUUGAUAGCGUCACAAUUUGAAGGUGAUUCCCUAGAUUCCAAAAAAUUAUAUUCAAAUGUCGAUGCUGUAUCGUAUAACGCUAAUGAAUUGACAGAAAAGAAAGGUUCUGAAAUGUUAAAAUUGACAGAACAAUUUUCUCAGACCUCUCUGCAUGCGUCGUCGAAUGUUGAAAAUGUGUUUUCCAUGAAAAAUACAACAGAAUCUAUGAGUCAACAAUCCUCCUUAUUAAACAAAUCUUAUUCAGAAACUAUUGGUACAGGAACUGAAAUGACUUCUACUAAAGACAUUAGCGCCGAACUCGACGAGGCCGCCGAAAAUGUGUGAUUAAAAUUACUUUUUUUAUUAAACUAUAUGAUAGUUUGUUAUCUUUAACCCCUCAACGCUACAGUGUGAAACUACGUUAAAAAAUGGCCAUGUACUCCAGUAAAACAAUUAUAUUAUACUUUAUUAAAAGAACGAAAUAAAUUAUGAACACAUUUAAGGUGGCUAUCAACCUUUAGCAGUUACAUUUAUCUAACGGCUUUGAUAAUAAUCACUAAGUACUUGAGAAGUGAUUUCAUCUGUGCUUAAUAGUAUUAGUAGCCCUAGGGUACCCAGCUGGUAUAUAGAGCCCUCACAAGUUGUCUCCACUCACCGUCUUGCGCUUGCUCCAUAACAUCACUCCAGGUCAGGUAUAUAUGUAUGUACAUAGGUAUAAUGGUAUACUUUGUAUUAAUUAUUGAGUCUGUUAAGAUUAUGAUAGUGAUUCAGAACAGGAGCAAACAAAGAAAACAUUGACUUUAAAAUUGAUUUUAUUACGGUUUUUCGUAUUGCACGCAGUGCAACAGUUUUAAAUCGGCCGACUAUAUAAUUAAAUUAUCAAUGAGCUGUCGUACUAUGUCAUCUGCGUUUCAAAGCAGGUUCAAUAAAUAUAAAAUGACUAAAAACAAAAAAUAUUUAUGUUCAAAAUAAGUACUACCAUAAUUUUAUUUUUAUUUCAGCCUCUAGAUGUGUAUAAUCCUUUGUUGACGUGUGUUAAUCGUGAUUCGUUUUCUGUGUGCUUAGUGCGAUUUUUUUAACGCUCUCGAUAGCGUAAAAGUUGGAGUGGGAGUAGGAGCGUUCGCUUAUGUUUGCCGCUAGGGGCGCUGUUCCAACUGCAUACAAAUUUGAGUUAACUUUUACGCUAUCGAGAACGUUAAGAAACUCGCACUAAGCACACUGCUCCCUUACUCAGAGUAAAAUUAAUUUGUACCCUUCUACGCAGUGUUUUCCUUUGCAGUUAGUCUAACUGCAGUUUAUGCAUUAGUAGGUACGGCCGGCGACCGCUUUAUCAUAAUAUAAAUUCACAUUCACAACUCUUACGUCACCGAUUUGAUUCGAAAUCACGGUCACACAUUUUUUUUCUUACAUAUUGACUAGCCGAGUGAAUAUUUUAGACGUAUCACCCAAUUGCAGGUUAUAAGUGUUAUAACAUUUAGGCGAGGAAAAAACGAAGCAGAAAUAAUCAUUUGUAAUAAAUUUGAUUUUUAA
This is a messenger RNA of Bombyx mori (domestic silkworm), 6842 nucleotides long. RefSeq lists its product as uncharacterized. Gene Ontology annotation, cellular component: nucleus; cytoplasm. Lineage: Eukaryota; Metazoa; Arthropoda; Insecta; Lepidoptera; Bombycidae. Gene Ontology annotation, biological process: protein refolding; response to heat. Bases 4551 to 5657 code for a protein of 368 amino acids. The record is from RefSeq and is a predicted model, not a curated record. The transcript is spliced from 3 exons.